AUGCAUCAUCGGAAGCAGAAAAACACGAGUCAUGGGAACGUUGGAAAGUCGAUUGGAAGGAAGGAAAGUGGUAUCGAAGCGAUGGCCAGGUUACGGUAUGCUUUCAAAAUUUCGGGUUAACUUUGUGAAAAAUCGGGUUCAGAUACUUGAACAAAAAACCGCUAUGUCUUCAGUACAACGUUCAGAAUUCGUACUACGCAAAAAGGAAUGCUCAUUACAGUGUUAAAAGGAGAGAGCGUGAGUUCAAACUAGCAUAUGUUUUUUUAACAAUUUUUCCUAAACUUAAUUUUUUAUUCGAUCAUCAUCGCUCUAAAUUAACGCAUUGUUCAAAUCAAUUUUGGCAAAUUCCAAAUUGAUGCAUUUGUUUCUGGAAAUGUUAGAAAAAUUGGGCCCUACAAACGAUAUAUCGCGAUACGUGAUUUUUACGGUCUCUUUUACGUGCGACACUCCAUAUUUUGAGACUUCAGUUACAGAAAAUCCGAACACGCGUAAAAAAAAACUAUCGUUAUCUUUUUAAGGAGCAAUUUUUCAAAAGGCACUCGGAAUUCCAAUUUUUGCGAAAUAUUUUCAAUGAUAUUUCUCUUCACAGAAUCCUUCAUCGUUGUGAUAUUCUACGGUAUUUGCAAACUAGUCCAAUGGGCCGUGGCGACGGCUCAAAAAGCGGCCGUCGACUUCCUGACCAAACCGGCACAUGAACUUUUUCCAUUCGUACCGGAGGACGGGUAAACUUUUCAUGAUUUACUGAAAAUCCAUAGCCUCGCUUUUUUUCUCUCUUUAAAGAAUAAAAAAAGUUCAUCCAUUUUCGAGCGGGUCCGAACUUUUGACCUUUAUGAUGAUUCUCAAGAGCCUUAACCACUCUAUCAACUUGCAGGGAAACAUCAGAAGGUUCUCUCCCUACUGAAUCUGCGCAAAUUACGAAGAAGAAGCUGAAAAGGAGCAACGCGAUGCGGAGAGACGUCGCAAGGAUGCUGCAGCUCCACGGCCGCUCAAGUUUUGGGUACUGA
Molecule: messenger RNA, 1004 nt
Organism: Caenorhabditis auriculariae
Lineage: Eukaryota; Metazoa; Nematoda; Chromadorea; Rhabditida; Rhabditidae
Source: the annotation of a GenBank genome assembly